CUGUAUGCAGCCUGCAGAAGUUGGAUUACCUCUCGGUUAUCGAAUUAGCACUGGCUGCUGCUGAAGUUAUGCAGUCCGUGCGCAACGCUGAUUCCGGCCGCGAAGCUGCCGGCCCUCUAGUCGAUACGGGCAAGGGAGCGGUGAGUGUUGAGCACCUUNNGCGCAAGUAUGAAAACGCCCUAGCGUUGGCACACAUCGAUGACGCCGCUGUGGACCUAACGGGCGAUAGUCUGAAGCGCUGUCGGCCUAUCCUCCUUAGUGCCAUUCAGGAUGCCAACCGUGCUUUCCUCCCAUUUUUUUCCUUCCACACAAAAAUCAGCCAGCUUACCCACGUCGAUGACGUCUUCUUGCUGAUUUUCUACCUAAUUGGCCUUCUUCCGUGCAUUGGCUGUGAUCCCCGAGACAAAAACAACUCACCCCUUAUCAAGGCAAUAGACGAAACAAUCAGCGUCGGAGUUUCUAAACGAAAUCCGGAUGCUAUUAGCCACGAGUUAAAAGGUAAGUACUAG
Messenger RNA from Dibothriocephalus latus, 509 nucleotides. NCBI's taxonomy places the organism in Eukaryota, Metazoa, Platyhelminthes, Cestoda, Diphyllobothriidea, Diphyllobothriidae. The record is from the annotation of a GenBank genome assembly.